Messenger RNA from Lolium perenne, 2610 nucleotides. Its product is annotated as kinesin-like protein KIN-14B. Gene Ontology annotation, biological process: microtubule-based movement. The record is from RefSeq and is a predicted model, not a curated record. Gene Ontology annotation, cellular component: microtubule cytoskeleton. NCBI's taxonomy places the organism in Eukaryota, Viridiplantae, Streptophyta, Magnoliopsida, Poales, Poaceae. Gene Ontology annotation, molecular function: microtubule binding; ATP binding; microtubule motor activity.
AUGGAUGGGCAGUCAGAGAAAACCAUGCGGACUCUGCCAGAUACACUGUCAUCCCUCAAGGAGUUCAACAAGUACCUCACACCUAGUUGGAUUGAAUCAGUGUCUCACAUCAUCAAGGAGUUGACACCAACCAAGCCACAGAAAGUAAUGGAAGAUAAGGCCCAAGAGAUAUUUGAGUGCGAUGACAAAGAACCAGGCACUAAAAUUGCAAAGAUUCAAGAUGAAAUGGUUUCACUGAGUGCUCAACUAAAGGAGAUAACGCUGCAGAAAAGAGAGUCAUUAAAUAACUAUUUGGAUCUGAAAGGAAGCAUAAGAGUAUUCUGCCGUAUAAGGCCUUUCAACCAUGAACAAAGUUACAGUUCCAGAACCAUGUUCACCGUAGAUGAGAGUAACAUUUUCUUAAGAAUUUCUGAAACCAAGAGAAAACAAUACAAGUUCGAUAAGGUUUUCGCCCCAUCCUCAACACAAGGUGAUGUAUUUUCUGAAGUCGAGCCACUGAUAAAAUCUGCUAUAGAUGGCUACAACGUUUGCAUAUUUGCUUACGGUCAGACGGGUAGUGGAAAAACUUACACAAUGGAAGGCAAGCCUACAGAUUUGGGUGUCAUACCACGUGGGAUUCAAGUACUGCUCGAUCGAGCUUCAGAGAGCAACAACAGAUUUCUGUUCACUUUCAGUAUGCUCGAGAUAUACAUGGGGAACCUAAGAGAUUUGCUAGUUCCAGGGAGCAAGACCAAUGGGUUUAAGAAUGUCCCAAGCCUUGCUAUUAAAACGGAUCCAGAUGGUGGCAUUGAGAUUGAAAACCUAGUGGCAGUUACUGUGAAUAAUUUUCAAGAAGUGAAAAGAUUAUAUGGCGUGGGGACCCGGCUUAGAUCAACAGCUUCGACUAUGGCUAAUUCUACAUCAAGCAGAUCUCACUGUUUGAUUCGCAUUUCAAUGACUUCCUUCGACGCACCUGAGAGAAAAAAAGCAAGAAACAAAUUAUGGAUGAUUGAUCUAGGUGGAAGUGAAAGACUUGUAAAGACAAAAGCAACUGGAAAAAGGCUCAAGGAAGGAAAAGCUAUAAAUUUGUCAUUGUCAGCCCUAGGGGAUGUGAUUGAUGCAUUACAGACAAAAAAAACUCAUGUACCUUACAGGAAUAGUAAGCUUACACAAGUUCUAAGAGAUUCUCUAGGAUGCGAGUCCAAGACAUUGAUGCUUGUCCAUAUUAGACCAAAUGAAAAUGAUUUGUGUGAGACAGUUUGCACCUUGGGUUUUGCAACAAGAGUAAGAAGUAUCCGUCUAGAAAGUGAAGAAUCGCCGGAUGUAAAAGCAAGGAAGGAACAGUUCUUGAUGGAGUUAGGACAGAAGGUCAAUGAUUUGGAACAAGAAUGUGAUAAUAUUAAAAGAAAAGUUAAGAAGCUUGAGGAUACAAUGGAGCAGUUGAAAGGGCCCCAGCUAGCGGUUAGCACAAAUUUCGUCAUUUCGCCUCCAUCCACUGAAGAGCUGAAGAUUAACAUGUCAAAGAAUGUAAGAAGUCUGAAGAAUCAUAAAGAAGUUUCGCCUGGGUUACCAAGGUUCAUGAGGCCAACUGCUGCUAGCCAGCACAGGAUAGGCCUAAAUAACAACGUUCCCAGCAUUAACAGACUGAAACCACCAGUGCCCCCAAAGAGAAGGCCUUCCUCCGUUUAUGCUGAAUCUAUAAGGCUUCCAGUAAAUGCAGACACUUGGCAGUCAGAGUGUAGUUCUGAAUGCAGUAUCUCCAUGACAAGUGACAUUAACUGGACACCGAGCAUACAAGAUGGGACUGAAUAUAGCCAAGAUGCAUCAGAGUACGAGAUCAAACAGGUUAUUUUCUCUGAACAUGAGAAACCAUCACAGGGUCAGGUGAUUUCCUUCAAAGAAUGGCAACUAGCAGAAUCGGAGAAUAUGCAGAACAAAACUGAAGAAAGGGGCAUUAUAGACAUUGAUAACUGGAUCCACCAACAAAUACUUGAAAGCACUGUCACGUGUCAAAGUAAAAUGGGUUUAAAUGUCCCCAAAGUAACUGGAGAUGAAACUUCCAAUAUUCGUUCACCAAUUAAGAUUGAAGGGGCUAAAGGUUGUAACAAGGCACUCAAUGAAGAAAACGACCUAGCCCUUCACCCCCCACCACUCAAUGCAAAGGAUAUAAAGCAAGCAAAUGCAGUUAAUCAUUUCUCCGGAGCAGAAUUACACAGCCCUCCAUCAAGAGAACGUUGCAGCAACAAUGAAACGAACAAACAUACGAAUGAAAGUUUUGCAUAUCAUGGGAGGUCCAGGAGAUCUCUUCAAGAAAAACUGGAUGAUUGCAUGCUAAGGCAGCCAGACAAGGAAGCUGAUCUAAGUGCACGUGCCGAAAUCAGGUCCCAGGAAGAACACCACAUAGGAAAGCUGACAAAGUUCUUUCAAGCACUUCAAAUAGCUUGGGUUGGUGUUGGUCUAGGAUUAGGCACUGCCAGACUUGGUUUAGAGGAUGACUUCUUUCAUAGCUUGAUGCUCUGAAGUAACUAUAAUCCUGUCAUUUCUAAGAUGUAGUACUCAGUUUUGAGAGAGUAAACUACUUCAGGAGAUGUAUUGCUGGCUUGACAAAGUGGCAGGGAAUUGCUAUCUCAA